ACGACUUGGUAAAAUUAAGUAAAUUCUUAAUUAAAAUCUUGACCUCAUUUCAUAAAUGAAUCGUUGAGUGCGCUGCUGUAACGUCAUGACGUGGAAGAAGCAACUUACCGUGCUAGCGCAGCCCUAUUAUUGGGUAAACAUCCUGCUGGCAAUCUCUUAUUUGCUGGCCAAAAAAGCACCUUUAACAUGCAGGCGCAUAUUUCACAGCGGUGACCAAGAGGACCUGUGCGACUUGGACAGCCGCGAAACGGAGAUAUUGUUCUUCCUGCUCAUAGUUGUUAUGAUACGCUCACGAAAAACUGGCAGUGUUACUAUGAUUAACUAUUUGUCCUCGUCGUUCCUAUAUACAAAAGUGGCCAAUGCCAUUCUUUGGGCCUAUGCAGACUAUCGCUAUGGUGUUGCUUUUCUGCUAUUGUGCGUGCUGGUUGGAAUGUUACUACCAGAGCCUUCAUACCGCGGACCAGAGCACAUUACCUACUUCCGGAAUGCGCAAGUGUUCGAGGAAGAGCUGGACCGAGAGAAGCGUGUAAGCUGGCUAAUUUGCUUUUACACUGUUUGGAAUCCGAGUUGUGUAAAUUUUGCACCUAUUUUUGCUGAGCUUUCGGCGGAGUAUAACACGGAUCUGCUGAAAUUCGGCAAAAUCGAUAUUGGUCGCUUCCCAGAUGUGGCACAGAAGUUUCGCAUUUCAGACAGCAGUUUCUCUCGCCAGUUGCCCACCGUCGUACUGUUCCAGCUGGGCAAGGAGGUGGAUCGUCGGCCUUGUGUGGAUGCUAAGGGAAAGUUGCAAAAGUUUUUCUUUUCUAGCGAUAACAUGCGUGCUACUUUUGGACUUAAUCAAUUGUACAAGCAGGCUGUGGAGCGGUUGCCACCGGCUAAGCAAGUGGGCUUAGAGAGCAAAAAGUCGCAGUAGUAUCAAUCUGUCUAUUAGCCUGUAUACAAGCGGAUAUUUUUAUUUAUUUCUGAAUGUAGGUACCACUUCCAAGUUGUUAAAAUUUAUUAUUUAUUUUACCCUUAUGCAUAAAUUGACGCUGGCCACCGCCUAUCCACGUACACACAACAUUUGUAUUUAACAUAAAUUGUUAAACAAAUUGAUAAUUAAGCUUAACGAAGUAAUUAUAAACAAUAAAAUGUGAAGUGCGUAAGUGUAGUGAAA
This is a messenger RNA of Scaptodrosophila lebanonensis, 1153 nucleotides long. RefSeq names its product thioredoxin-related transmembrane protein 2 homolog. NCBI's taxonomy places the organism in Eukaryota, Metazoa, Arthropoda, Insecta, Diptera, Drosophilidae. Bases 86 to 910 code for a protein of 274 amino acids. The record is from RefSeq and is a predicted model, not a curated record. Gene Ontology annotation, cellular component: membrane-bounded organelle. The transcript has a single exon. Gene Ontology annotation, molecular function: disulfide oxidoreductase activity.